Messenger RNA from Phycomyces blakesleeanus NRRL 1555(-), 366 nucleotides. RefSeq lists its product as hypothetical. NCBI's taxonomy places the organism in Eukaryota, Fungi, Mucoromycota, Mucoromycetes, Mucorales, Phycomycetaceae. The record is from RefSeq and is a predicted model, not a curated record. The transcript has 2 exons. Bases 1 to 366 code for a protein of 121 amino acids.
AUGAGUAAUAUUGAUUAUCCUCAAUUGUUAGAUUAUUAUAAAAUCGCCUAUGCCAUGCCCAAUCCCAUUUCUUACCACGAUACCAGAUUGUCACAAUAUUUUCCUCCUCAUUCAAACCACCGAGCAUCAACAUUACAUCAAGACCAGCAUGUUUUUGCAUACAUCCGAUGGUAUAAUUCGACAAAUGACAAUGAACACAGAGAUGAAGGUAUUGCAAUCUGCUUGCCAGAAUUCUCUGCUGAUAAUUAUCACAGCAUCUUGCCUGUACAUUGCAUACACUUAGAGGUCGCAACUGCUGUAGAUGUAACUGAUAUGAACGAAAAAAGAAUGCUAGUCAUUCCUAUGCCAAAAAAAUACUAUGCCUGA